Messenger RNA from Mycosarcoma maydis (corn smut), 945 nucleotides. RefSeq lists its product as uncharacterized. The record is from RefSeq and is a predicted model, not a curated record. The transcript has a single exon. Lineage: Eukaryota; Fungi; Basidiomycota; Ustilaginomycetes; Ustilaginales. The annotation marks the transcript as partial.
AUGGCCGUCGAUACCGACCUCGAUACUGCCGCCUGCGAGGCUUCAUGGCCUACGCGACGUCUUAAUCCAAAGAUGCUCUCAUGGUGGUCAUUCCUCUGGAUUCUGUACAUUCCGUUCGGAGUCGUGCUUUGCAUUACCCAAUUGAUCUACAUUUUCUUCCGCUCCUUCUACAUCCUUUUGGUAAAGGGACCAAAGGGCGUACACCCCAAGCAGAUCUUCCCGUUGGUUCAAUUCAAUGUGACCGAUCAUCAAGGCAAGCCCCUCCCCGCCGAGACUUUCACGGUUUCCAAGUGGGAUGAGGUAGCUCAAGCCGAUGUUCGACGCAUCUACUGUGCCGAGCAUCCCUACAUUUUCCUCGAUGGAUGCCUUCCGACUCUCACCAACUCGUCGUUGAUCAUUGGUGAAGCCGUCGCCAAGGGAAUCACCGGCUUCCUCACCCAUCCCUACUCGGUCGUCAAGAAGCGUGGACAGUCACUUGUCAAGAUGCUCGAAGCGUGGGUGCAGAAUCCCGGCUUGGCCAAGAACCUCGUGGUUUUCCCCCAAGCAGUCACCGUGGCGCAAAACAACUUUGUCAAGUUUGCUCUACCGACCUUCGAGUUUGCAGCUGCACACCCGGACCAAGUCGAAAUUGUCCCCGUGGCCAUCAGCUAUGACAUGCCGUAUCCGGUCCACCUGCGCAAGGCUAACUCGAGCUUCCUAUUUGACUUCUUGCUCUUCCUGAUGCUGCCUUACGCUAAGGUCACUUACGCAUUGCUCGACCCCGUGCCGCUCCAUGGAAGGACCGCCGAAGAGAUCAAGGAGGAGUGCGAACUCAAGAUCAUCGACUGCUCCCUCAGGAAAUGCGAGGCCUGGAACAUCAACUACCGCGACAAGGUUGCGUGGAGGCACAUGCUUCAUGCACGUCUUCACCCUACCUACCGUGCAUUCGAGGUAUCCAUCAUCAAC